This is a messenger RNA of Lactuca saligna, 1011 nucleotides long. The record is from the annotation of a GenBank genome assembly. NCBI's taxonomy places the organism in Eukaryota, Viridiplantae, Streptophyta, Magnoliopsida, Asterales, Asteraceae.
AUGGUUACUGGUGAAAUCCCAUCUCGUAUGGCUACCAUAACAAUCACGUUGGAUAAUACCUCAGUCUGCAUAAUCGCAGCAACCGUUACGUUGCAUCUCACCGAUCGGCUCGCACUCCUCUCAAUGAAGGAGUAUCAAGUCAGCUCAAGCAGUGUUUGGCUCGUCGCACAACCCCACGACCCUCGUGGGCAAGGUGUGGAAUUUACCUCUGCUGGUUCUAGCAUCUCUCCCCCUCCCCCCGGAAAAGUUGGGGGUUUUCUAAAAACCCUAGAUGCUGGCAUACGAUUUCCUUUGACAGAUUUCCAGGAGGAGGUUCUUCAGAAGGAUGGCUAUAGUCUUCAGAUGUUGACCCCUAAUGCUGUCAACAAAGUGGUUGCCUUCGAGAUGAUCUGUAGAGCCAAUGGGUAUGUUCCCGACUACUUUGUAUUCAAGUUCUUCUUCCGGUUUAGCCUUACCGGAGAUAAAUGUACUUUUUCAGCCCGGCUAGGGGGACAUGCCCUAGUUCCUGAUGGGCGCACCCGCAAGAAUUGGCAAGACAAGUGGUUGUGGGUGAAUCAGGAACUGGUUGGGAGUGGUCGUUACCGUGCCAAUGCUUUCUCCGAUACUAUCCCUAAGCUCUUCCCUCACAAUCAAGAAGUCACCGAUUACCUGAAAAAUAUGCAGGUAAUCGCUGAAGAUUACUCCGAAGCGCUUCUGUCUGGGGUAGGGAUGAGCCCCUCCUGGAGGCGGCAUGGCAAGAUGGCGGUGUUCUACUCCGUCAUUGAUGAGGGCACUCCUGAGGAUGCUGCAGGUCGUGAGAUGGUGCUUGUGAAUGACAUUGAUGUGGGAGGGAAUGAGAAAGAUCAUGGUGCUAGUGGUGAUGAUCGAGCAGGUGUUAGAGGUGAUGAUGUUGAUGACGUGGUGGAUGAUAGGGAAGUUUCUGGUGGGUUGGCUGGGAAAGUAGGUGAGGAUGAUGUUGUGGAGGGGGAUGUGAUUGGUGAUAAGGCUGUUGGUGAUGGUUCGGAGCCAUAA